GAAGGCGAGGGGCGAGGGGCGAGGGGGUCCAGAUGCGGAGUAUGGUUCUAAUUUACCCCAAAAGUCUGUCCUUUUCCCUCUUCCAUCCCCCAAUUUAUUCUACGCUUUUCCUCAGGCUACACGGCCCAGGCAUGGGGAUAAGUGCUCAGUCGCUCAGAAUGUCAACCAGGGAUACGGAAAAAACGACAGUCUACAUUAGUCCGGAUGACGAGGACUGGCUUUACGGAGACAACAACAACGACGUGGACGAUGACGCUGGUGACGAUGACGAUAAGAAGACAGAGACUGAAAUUUUCAGUGCCCUGGUUGGAGAUGUGGAAGGUGUUAAUGGAGCGGAUAAUCAGGAUGUCGAAGCAGGCGGUGACACGGAAAGUGAUGACAACUUGAGUGUUACCAUCGGCAGCAUCAAAACGGAUAAGAUCCAGAGCACUAACACAACUGUCAAUCUCAAGAGCUCAGGCAUAACCACAGCGUCAGGCACCAAGGUCAGAGGAGUGACUCUGGUUGUAUUGGACAGCAACACUGGUACUCCAGCACUGGGGGUGAAUGAAGAGCUAGAGGAGAAGCCUUGGAGAAAACCUGGUGCAAACCUGUCAGACUAUUUCAACUACGGCUUCAACGAGGACACCUGGAAGUCAUAUUGUGACAAACACAGAAGACUGCGCAUGAGCCUAGAGUUCAUGACGUUAGGGUCAUCUGCCAAAAACACGGAUACUCACAAUGUGCUCCUCUCUAAAUCAGAUUGCUCCUCCGGGAAGUUGAAAAGCACCAUCGAUGUAAUCGAAGGGCAAGCAGAGACCAUCAUUCGCAUGGAAGGGCGAAGAAAUCACAGUACAGAUGGAAGCAUAACGCAGGUGCAGUCUUCUUCCGAACAGCCCGUGCAUGCUGGGCCGCUAUCCACUAAUUUGCCUCCUUAUUUCCCCCCCAUCAUUCCUCCUCCACCUUUUCCUCUUCUCUCCAUCAGUAGCACUCCUCCUUUUGUACAACAGCUCCCACGACCGUCUAUGAGUGUGCCACCACCACCCGGUUUUCCACUCCCUCCUGAAGUUCCUUCUCCUCCUUUUACAUCAAGCAGUUGCAGCGGCCGGCCGGGAGGAAGCUACGAUGUCCGCUGUGCCCCGCCGUAUCCCUUUGCUGCAGGUGUGUAUCCACACACUCCGAGGCACAUGACCCCAUGGCCGGGCUUGAGCGAGCAUGCAAAAGCGUGGAAUUAUUCCAGCUGCCAGGACAAAGACAGAGACCGAGGGAAGGACAGAGAGAAGACUCGGGAACGAGAGGCCAAGAACGAGCAGGAGAAAGAGCGCGAUCAGGAGAACACACCCUCGUUUCAGAGCCGCAGCAGUGACCGAGAGCGUGCCUCACGUCACAGGGACCACAGUGAGCGCGAGAGAACAAGACAUCGGGAGCAUGAUAGAGAAGGGAGAGAAAGAGAAAGAGAAGAGCGGCAUCGUGACAGGAGACACAGGGACCGCAACGAGCGACACAAAUCCUCACACAGCAGCAGUCGGAGAAGCGAUGACGGAGAGAGCCACAGGAGACACCGAUACAAGCGCUCCAAACGCAACAAGGACAACACAGACACAGAGUCCAGUGACUGAGUGUGAAAGAUCAUUCCAUCUUAAAGCCGAUAAUCAUUCUGCAGCUGGACAGAACCAGCAUCGUCCCUUUAUUUGACCCACGUUAAGGUCGAGCUUGUUAAGAGCUGAGUUCUUUUCAUUUUAUGCUGAUAUGCAAACUGCUUUAACAACUCGUUUAUUAUCCAGGUUCUGACGAGACCAAAGACAAUGAAACGUUUUUUUUUGUUUGUUUGUUUGUUUGUUUUUUUUUAAUUUAGGCUAAUUUAUUCUAAGAUGAUUUGUAUAGGAAAACAAAAACAUUUUGGAUUGUUAAGCAGGAAUGAAUUUUAUUUGUGUUGUGCCAGAG
Tachysurus vachellii is the source of this 1923-nucleotide messenger RNA. RefSeq names its product FIP1 like 1a (S. cerevisiae) (gene fip1l1a). The record is from RefSeq and is a predicted model, not a curated record. Gene Ontology annotation, molecular function: RNA binding. The transcript is spliced from 17 exons. Bases 33 to 1598 code for a protein of 521 amino acids. Gene Ontology annotation, cellular component: mRNA cleavage and polyadenylation specificity factor complex. NCBI's taxonomy places the organism in Eukaryota, Metazoa, Chordata, Actinopteri, Siluriformes, Bagridae.